AUGGUUACUGAUUCAAACCUUCCGCUGCAAAGCGGCAACAACGCAAACAUCAAGGCCUCGAAGACCAUAGAAGAAACCUACCAAAAGAAGACCCAAUUAGAGCACAUCCUCCUCCGGCCGGACACAUACAUCGGUUCGAUCGAGCAACACGCCCAGAAGCUGUGGGUUUACGAGAACGAUGAAAUGAUCCAUCGCGAGAUCAAGUACGUGCCGGGACUUUACAAGAUCUUCGACGAGAUCUUAGUAAAUGCAGCCGACAACAAGCAGCGGGAUCCGACUAUGGAUUCUCUCAAAGUGGUGAUCGAUGCAGAGCAGAACUUGAUAUCCGUUUACAACAACGGAGAUGGGGUUCCGGUCGAGAUUCACCAGGAGGAGAAGGUUUAUGUGCCGGAGUUGAUCUUUGGGCAUUUGUUGACUAGCAGUAAUUACGACGAUAAUGUUAAGAAGACGACCGGUGGGAGAAAUGGUUACGGUGCGAAGCUUACUAAUAUAUUUUCAACGGAGUUUGUUAUCGAGACCGCUGAUGGAAAGCGGAAGAAGAAGUACAAGCAGGUAUUUAGAAACAAUAUGGGAAGCAAAACUGAGCCUUUUAUAACGAAAUGCAAGGAGGGUGAGAAUUGGACAAAGGUUACUUUUAAGCCCGACUUAGCCAAAUUUAAUAUGACUCACUUGGAGGAAGAUGUGGUUGCAUUGAUGAGGAAGAGGGUGUUUGAUUUAGCUGGCUGUCUUGGCAAGACUGUUAAGGUUGAGUUGAACGGGAAACGCAUUCCAGUGAAAUCAUUUCUCGAUUAUGUCAACCUUUACCUUAGCGCCGCCUCUAAAACUAGGACUGAAACUCUCCCAAGGAUUCCCGAGAAGGUUAAUGCUAGAUGGGAAGUUUGUGUGAGUAUUAGUGAAGGGCAGUUUCAGCAGGUCAGCUUUGUUAAUGGGAUAUCUACAAUCAAGGGUGGAACCCAUGUCGACUAUGUUACCAAUCAGAUAUCUAAUUAUGUAAUGAAUGCCAUAAAUAAGAAGAACAAGAAUGCUAACAUCAAAGCACAUAAUGUGAAAAACCAUCUGUGGGUUUUUGUCAAUGCUCUUAUUGACAAUCCUGCUUUUGAUUCUCAAACCAAGGAAACUUUGACACUUCGUCAGAGCAGCUUCGGCUCUAAAUGUGAACUUUCAGAAGAUUUUUUGAAGAAAGUUGCAAAGUCUGGAAUUGUGGAUAGUUUGCUCCAGUGGGCAGAAUUCAAGCAUAACAAAGAUCUUAAGAAGACCGAUGGAACCAAGUCAGGAAGUAUUCGUGGGAUUCCCAAGCUAGAUGAUGCUAAUGAUGCUGGAGGAAGGAAUUCUGAAAAAUGCACAUUGAUUUUGACUGAAGGGGAUUCAGCAAAAUCUCUUGCAUUGGCUGGGCUAUCUGUUGUAGGCCGAAACCACUAUGGCGUCUACCCCUUGAGAGGUAAACUUCUCAAUGUGAGGGAAGCCAGCCAUAAGCAGUUAAUGGAGAAUGCUGAAAUACAAAAUCUCAAGCGGAUUCUUGGACUCCAACAGAACAAAGAGUACACAGAUGUCAAAUCCUUGAGAUACGGGCAUUUGAUGAUAAUGACCGAUCAGGAUCAUGAUGGCUCCCAUAUUAAGGGUUUGCUGAUCAAUUUUAUUCAUUCCUUUUGGCCAUCAUUGUUAAAAGUAAAAUCAUUCAUGGUUGAGUUUAUAACUCCUAUUGUGAAGGCUUCUCGCAUGGUCAACAAAAAGAAGGAAGAGAUACCGUUUUAUUCCAUGCCGGAGUACCAAGCUUGGAAGGAAAGUUUGGGUGGUAAUACAAAGGGCUGGACCAUUAAGUACUAUAAGGGGUUGGGAACCAGCACAGCAGCUGAGGGGAAGGAUUACUUUAAAGAAAUUAAUAAGCACAAGAAAGAAUUUGUAUGGGAAGGUGAUCAGGAUGGGGAUUCGAUCGAGCUUGCAUUUAGUAAGAAGAAGAUAGAAGCAAGGAAGAAUUGGCUGCGACAUUUUGAGCCUGGCACGCACCUUGAUCACAAUGAGAAGCUCGUCAAUUAUAGUGACUUCAUUAACAAGGAACUUAUUCUGUUUUCCAUUGCUGAUCUUCAAAGAUCAAUUCCUUCUAUGGUUGAUGGCUUGAAGCCUGGUCAGAGGAAGAUCCUUUUCUGUGCCUUUAAAAGAAAUUUUGUAAAAGAGGCAAAGGUUUCUCAAUUUUCAGGUUAUGUUUCAGAGCAUUCUGCUUACCAUCAUGGUGAACAGAGUCUUAUGAGUACCAUUAUCGGAAUGGCUCAAGAUUUUGUGGGCAGCAACAAUAUAAACGUUCUUCGUCCAAAUGGUCAAUUUGGUACUCGUAACCAGGGUGGCAAAGAUGCUGCAAGUGCUAGGUACAUAUUUACUAGUCUUUCUCCAAUUACCCGAUAUCUAUUCCCCAAGGAAGAUGAUGGUCUGCUGGACUAUUUGAAUGAAGACGGUCAAUCAAUUGAGCCUUCCUGGUAUGUACCUAUUAUACCUAUGGUUCUCGUCAAUGGAAGUGAAGGAAUCGGGACGGGGUGGAGUUCUUUCAUUCCAAACUACAAUCCGAGAGACAUUGUAGCAAAUGUGAGGCGCCUGCUCAAUGAUGAACAAAUGGAGCCCAUGCAUCCAUGGUACAGAGGUUUCAAAGGGACAAUUGAGCAGACUGCAUCAAAGGAAUCUGGUGUCACCUACACCAUAACUGGAGAGAUAGAGGAGGUUAAUGAGACCACACUAAAAAUAAAGGAACUUCCAAUCCGUAGAUGGACUCAAGAUUAUAAGGAAUUCUUGGAAUCUGUCAUAACCUCAAAUGAUUCAUUCAUCAAGGAAUUCAAACAAUUCAGUGAUGAUAAAACCGUAGACUUUGAGAUCAUCAUGACCAUGGAGAACAUGAUGUUGGCCAAGCAAGACGGGUUGCUGAAGAAGUUUAAACUAACAACAAUGGUUAGCACGAGUAACAUGCACCUGUUCGAUUCAAGAGGGGUGAUUAAGAAAUACGACAACCCUGAGGAAAUCCUUGAGGAAUUUUUUCACUUGAGGUUGGAAUUUUACGUGAAACGCAGGAAACAUGUGUUGGACACUCUUGAACUGGAGUUGUUGAAAAUGGAUAACAAAGUUAGGUUCAUUCUUGAUGUUGUAAAGGGGGACAUCAUUGUGAACAAUAGGAAGAGAGCUGAUCUAUUCCUUGAGCUGAAAGAGAAAGGUUUUACUCCUUUUCCAAAGAAGAAGAAAGUGGUGGAAAUAGCCGUGGCUGGUGAUAUCGAUGGUGAGGAACCUGAGGACAACUUCGAGGCUAGCGCUGCAGCAAUCGAGAGUGAUUAUGACUAUUUGUUGUCGAUGGCAAUCGGUACCUUGACCCUGGAGAAGGUUCGUGAGCUUAUUGCGGAUAAAGAUAAACUCCAGCAUGAGGUUGAGUAUUGGAGGAAAUCAACCCCAAAGACAUUAUGGCUGAAUGACCUUGAUGAACUUGAGAAACAGCUAGAUGAGCAAGAUAAAGCUGAUCGGGAAGCUGAAGAACAGCAUGGUCAAGACCGAGCGAAGAAUGGAGCUGGCAAGAAGGCUGCCGGGAGACAAGCAACUAAAAACACCAGGAAGCCUACUAAGAAAGACCAAGCUGUUACAGAAACCUCAGAUUUUUCACUCAGUUCAAUGGAAACAGAAAAUGUUCCUGCUGCUGUUGUGAAACCCAAAGGCCGGGCUGGUGCAAAGAAGGCUACGAAGGCUGACAGCGAUGACGAUGACGGCGACUUCGAUAUUCCCGAUCUACGGGAGCGUCUAGCCAAGCACAACAUUGAUUCCUCUCCUGAUCAUUCUGCUAAUAUGGAAACUGAAGUGGCCCAAGAGCCUGCCGGAAAGAAAGAACCUAGCAAAAGGGCACCUGCUGGUAAGAAGAACCCUACCAUAUCUCUCACUGAGAUUUCAGAAAGUAUAGGCGAAAUCAACAUCAGCGAUGAAGACGUGGAAGUAGCAUCACCAGCCAAGAAAGGUGGUCGUAAACCGGCUUCAAAUUCCAAAGCCGGUAAGCCACCGGCCGCGGCUGCUAGAAAGAGAGGUCCGGCUGCUGCCAAGCAGCAACAACAAAAGCUUUUAACUCAAAUGCUGAAGCCUACUGCAUCGGUGACAGAAAGUUCAGGGAUAUCACCUGAGAAGAAAGUUAGGAAAAUGAGGGCGUCGCCUUUUAACAAGAAGAGCGGUUCGGUGUUGGGUAAGGCGAAAGGUUCUUCUUCGCUGCCUUCGAUGGAGGAAAUCGACAGUGAUGAAGAAGAUGAAGAAGUGGCGGUGGUUGUGGAACCGAGAGCCAGACCUCAAAGGGCUAACAGGACGAAGACAACGUAUAUUGUUAGCGAUUCAGAAACGGAGGAGGACAACGCUGCUGAGGAUUCGGAUUUUGAGGAGCAGUAACUAUGUACUUCGAUUGUUCUUCUGCGUAGCAUAUCACUCGUAUGUCGAACUUAUGAUUGUUAGUCGAUGUU
This is a messenger RNA of Hibiscus syriacus, 4460 nucleotides long. Its product is annotated as DNA topoisomerase 2-like. Bases 1 to 4389 code for a protein of 1462 amino acids. Gene Ontology annotation, biological process: sister chromatid segregation; DNA topological change; resolution of meiotic recombination intermediates. NCBI's taxonomy places the organism in Eukaryota, Viridiplantae, Streptophyta, Magnoliopsida, Malvales, Malvaceae. The transcript is spliced from 19 exons. Gene Ontology annotation, cellular component: nucleus. Gene Ontology annotation, molecular function: ATP binding; DNA topoisomerase type II (double strand cut, ATP-hydrolyzing) activity; DNA binding. The record is from RefSeq and is a predicted model, not a curated record.